UGCCAGACCCAACUUGACCUGGCGUCACCUGAGAAAACGAUUAAUAUCCAAAUCUGUACAUCAAAAGGAGGACGAGAAGAAGAAGAAGUGGGAUGGUUGUGCUGUUAUCUGCUUCUUUGGUCCGAAUACCCAAACAAUUCCCCUGUUUUACUCUCAAUUCAGGUUAUUCCACUGCUCGACAUUACCAUUUCUCAACUGCCUCAACCCCCAUAUCAAAUUCAUUGGUCAAUUAUCGUUCAUCGAAUGCUAACAAUUACAAGGCAACCCAGUUGUUGCAACGCUGUUCUUGUGUCGCAAUGUGUGCUUCUCAUUCCUCUUUGACGACGUCGUCUUUUGGGUCGUACGAGAAAUUGAAGACGGUGUGGAUUUGGACAAAAAGCAAAGAGGUCAUGACGGCCGCCGUGGAGAGAGGAUGGAAUACCUUCGUUUUCUCAUCCCAGGAUCGACAACUCGCCAAUGAGUGGUCUUCAAUCGCCUUAAUAAGUCCUCUGUAUAUUGAAGAGGGAGGCAUUUUUGAUGGUGAGAAUAGAAGGGUUGCCACAGUUUUUGAGGUUUCAAAUCCACAAGACUUACAGCAGCUCCAACCCGCAAAUGGGCAGGCAGAGAAUGUUGUUAUCAAUUUGCUAGAUUGGCAGGUAAUUCCUGCAGAGAAUAUUGUUGCUGCAUUCCAAGGCUCUCAAAAAACAGUUUUUGCCAUCUCAAAAAAUCAUUCUGAAGCACAAGUCUUCCUUGAGGCCUUGGAGCAAGGUCUGGGUGGAGUUAUUUUAAAAGUUGAGAACACUGAAGCUGUUUUUCAGCUCAAGGACUAUUUUGACAGAAGAAAUGAAUUGAGCAAUCUCAUGAGCUUGACCAAAGCUACUGUAACUCGAGUUCAAGUAGUUGGAAUGGGGGAUCGAGUUUGUGUGGAUCUUUGUAGCCUCAUGAGACCUGGUGAAGGACUUCUGGUUGGAUCUCUUGCAAGGGGAUUAUUUCUUGUGCACUCAGAAUGCUUGGAGUCAAAUUAUAUUGCAAGCAGGCCUUUUCGAGUUAAUGCGGGACCAGUACAUGCCUAUGUUGCCAUUCCAGGAGGAAAGACUUGCUACCUUUCUGAGUUAAAAACGGGCAAAGAGGUCAUAGUAGUUGAUCAAAAAGGCCAACAACGAACUGCAAUUGUUGGGCGAGUGAAGAUAGAGACUAGACCACUCAUUCUUGUUGAGGCAAAGAGAGAUUCAGAAAACCAAACUCUUUACAGCAUCCUUCUACAAAAUGCAGAAACGGUUGCCCUUGUUUGUCCUUGCCAAGGGGCUGGGUUACAAAAAACAGCAAUCCCUGUGACCUCACUUGAAGUUGGAGAUGAAGUUAUACUGAGAUUACAGGGAGGGGCACGUCAUACAGGAAUAGAAAUUCAAGAAUUCAUUGUGGAGAACUGAAAUUGCAGAAGUAUAUUAUUUUUAAUCAUAUUGUUCUUCAUACCAUUUUUCUACUUGCUUUCCAAUGUUUAAUGAGUCUACAAUCUUAUGCCUCAUUUUAUGUAUCUUCGACAGGGAGCCCUGCUUCGAAGAGCAAGUUUUGCAGCUAGUCCCGCGACUAUUGAAAAAACUACUGAAAAUGCUGUGUAAUUUUUUUUUUUUUUUUAAAGCACCUAAAUCAAACCCAUUUCCCAGAUGAUUCCUUGGAAAUAUUGUGGGACAAUUCCAGUGAAAUUCUGCAAUUCGACGGAUGCAAUGGAACGAGAAUUAUUAAAUUUUUC
This is a messenger RNA of Corylus avellana, 1729 nucleotides long. NCBI's taxonomy places the organism in Eukaryota, Viridiplantae, Streptophyta, Magnoliopsida, Fagales, Betulaceae. The record is from RefSeq and is a predicted model, not a curated record.